Parascedosporium putredinis is the source of this 1974-nucleotide messenger RNA. The record is from the annotation of a GenBank genome assembly. Lineage: Eukaryota; Fungi; Ascomycota; Sordariomycetes; Microascales; Microascaceae.
AUGGCGUCACGGAAGCUCAUGCAAGAGGUGGAAAAGUGCUACAAGAAGGUAGCGGAAGGAGUCGACGAGUUCAAUGCAAUCUACGAAAAGAUUGAACUUUCCAAUAACCCGGCCCAGAAGGAGAAGCUUGAAGACCAGCUAAAACGUGAAAUCAAGAAGCUGCAGCGUUUGCGAGAUCAAAUCAAGACAUGGGCGGCGAGUAACGACGUCAAGGAUAAGGACCGCUUGAUGGAGAAUCGCAAGCUGAUAGAGACGCAAAUGGAAAAGUUCAAAGCUGUCGAAAAGGCCAUGAAGACGAAAGCGUAUUCAAAAGAAGGCCUAUCAGCAGCGGCCAAGCUCGACCCGAAAGAGCAGGCCAAGGUUGAAACGUGCGAAUUCCUAGGAAACAUGGUCGACGAGCUUGAACACCAAGUAGAAGCCCUGGAGGCCGAGGGCGAGUCGAUACAAGCGACAAUGAAGAAGGGCAAGGCCAACCGAGAUAAGGCCGAUCGCGUAGCCGAGAUCGAGAGGGUGAUAGAGAGGCACAAGUGGCAUCAAGGCAGGCUCGAGCUCGUACGGCGUUUGCUUGAGAAUGGAGGCCUCGACACGGAUCAAGUCAAGGAUAUUGAAGAGUCCAUCCGAUAUUACGUUUCCGACGGAGUGAACGAGGACUUUAUGGAGGACGAGGAGAUGUACGUUGAUCUUAAUCUCGAUCACGAGGAAGACGUAUAUGGCAUGACCCUCGACAACGACAAGGGAUCCACCGAAGAUACACGAUCUAUACAAGACGACCCCACCCCCGAGCUCGAACCCAAAAUCCUCCCCGGAAAGCCUCGGACGGCCGCCGAGAGUGCGAUUGCGAACGCGACAGGCCGACGGCCCUCUGCGCAACUCAAGUCCCCGUUACCGACAUUGGCGACAUUACAUACACCGACACCAGGAGGCGGCGCGAGUACUUCUGCCUCUUUACCAAUGAAACCGGCGACGUUACCAACGAGACCGCCAGGAGAGGGACUCAAGUAUGCCUCUGCUGCCGCCGCCGCCGCCGCGAGCGACAAGAACAACGUUGGCAUCGCCCCCUUACCGCCGCCACCCAACGCGAUACCGAUAAAUAUUGGUAUCAACCCCUUACCGAUGGCCCAGCAAGCGAGGUCGAGCGCCGCCAGCUCGCCCGCCAUGACGAUGGCGCAGCCCGCGUUGAGCGCGGCGUACCAAGCCUCCGAGCCCAAGCAUUCCCCGAAAGUGGCCCCUACGACAACGAGUCAAGCCGCGCCCAGCGCCGAGCAUACCCCGGCGUCGACCAAAGCGACGCCAGUACCGGUUGCCAGCUCCGCAAAGGAGUCUUCCAAGGCGUCCCGUUCUGCAGCCAAGGCCGCUGCGGCGGCGGCGGCAGCGGCGGCGGCGACGGCCGAGCCUGUCAAGGCGCCCCACGUAAACGGUGUCAACGGUAUCAAGCCGAUCAAGGAGGAGACCGAGGAGGAGCCCCGCUUCCACCUCCCUGCGUGCCUCAACGACCUCCUCGAAUCCUACGAGCUCGCGAGGAAGCGCCCGCCCCCAGCGUCGUCGCCAGCGGCCAUGCGCAUGCUCGCCGUCAGCCAGGCCAACGCGCCCGAGGCCUCAGACGCGGACCUCCCGCGCACAUACCGCGCGGAUUCGCGCUUGCCGCUCACGUAUUCCAAUUUCCCGCAGCAACCGCUGCCCAUAUUCGACGACCCUCGAUUGUACAGCAAGAUCGACCCCGAUACCCUCUUCUACGUCUUCUACUAUAAGCAGGGAACUCACCAGCAGUACCUAGCCGCCAAGGCGCUCAAGGACCAAAGCUGGCGUUUCCACAAGCAGUACCAGACGUGGUUCCAGAGGCACGAGGAGCCCAAGAGCAUCACGGAGGAGUUUGAGCAGGGAACGUAUCGUUUCUUUGACUAUGAGAGCACAUGGAUGAACCGACGGAAAGCAGACUUCAAGUUUGCGUACAAGUUCCUCGAGGACGACAUAUAA